This is a messenger RNA of Melospiza georgiana, 5984 nucleotides long. It is a transcript of the gene EEA1, whose product is annotated as early endosome antigen 1. Gene Ontology annotation, cellular component: early endosome. Lineage: Eukaryota; Metazoa; Chordata; Aves; Passeriformes; Passerellidae. Gene Ontology annotation, molecular function: metal ion binding; 1-phosphatidylinositol binding. The transcript is spliced from 30 exons. The record is from RefSeq and is a predicted model, not a curated record. Gene Ontology annotation, biological process: endocytosis. The coding region runs from base 99 to 4451 and encodes 1450 amino acids.
UGUCACGGGGCGAGCGGGCCGCACCGGGCUCCUGCGGGGCCCCGCGGCUUCCCUUCGGCCUGGCCGCGGCUGCCCGGCGGCAUCCGCGCUCUACCACCAUGCUCAGGCGGAUUCUGCAGCGGACUCCAGGUAGAGGUGGGUCUCAGAGCUCGGAUUCGGAUUCAUCUGCCACGCCUGGAAAUGCUGUGGACGUGAACAACGACGGCUCCUCAGAGGGCUUCAUCUGUCCAUUGUGUAUGAAAGUGUGUGUAACUCCCACUGAUCUGUCUGAACAUUACCAGAGUGAGCACACUGGGACAGAAGGAAGACAGGAGCUUCGUGACCUCCCAGCUACUAGUGGCUUUAUUUGUCCUCUCUGUAUGAAGUCUCAUGGAUCAGCAGAGGAGCUGUUCAAGCACUAUGAAGCAGUUCAUAAUUCUGGCAUUGAUUCAAGUCACGGAGGGGAAGGUCAUCUGUCACCAGAAAGAGAUGAAGUAUCACUGCUCCGACAAGAAGUCCAGGACUUGCAAGCUUCACUGAAGGAGGAGAGAUGGUAUUCAGAAGAGCUGAAGAAAGAACUAGAGAAAUUGCAGGGGCAGCGGCAGCAAGAAUCUAAAUCUGAUGGAUUGACAACAGCUACGUCUACAGAAUCAUUAGAACGGCAACUAGAAGAGAUCCAAGUAGAAAAUUUUAACAUUAAGCAAAUGAAAGACUUAUUUGAACAAAAAGCAGCACAACUGGCCACUGAAAUUGUGGAUCUUAAAUCAAAGUAUGAUGAAGAAAUCAGCCUUCGGGAAGGUGCAGAACAGAAGGUGACAAACCUGAGACAAGAACUGCAGAAAGAGAGAAGUACAGUAGAAGACUUAAAGACAGAGCUGCUACAAAGACCUGGUGUGGAAGAUGUGGCUGUCCUGAAAAAGGAGCUGGUCCAAGUUCAAACACUGAUGGAUAAAAUGACCCUGGAACGUGAAAGAGAAUCUGAAAAGCUGAAAGAUGAGUGCAAGCACUUGCAGGCUGAGCAGGCUAACUCUGAGGCUACUAUUAACCAAUUAAGAGCUGAACUUGCCAAAGGACCUCAGGAAGUAGCUGUGUAUGUUCAGGAGCUGCAAAAACUUCAAAGUUCAGUCAAAGAGCUAGAACAGAAGAAUCAGAGUCUAACUGAGAAGCUGCUGAAGAAAGAACAGGACUACACCCAGCUGGAAGAAAAACACAAUGAAGUAUCUGUGAGUAAGAAGAAUGUGCAGGCAAGUUUUCACCAGAAGGACCUGGACUGCCAACAGCUUCAGGCAAAGCUGUCUGCUUCUGAAGCCUCGAUACAGAGACUGCAGACUGAGCUAGGUGAGAAGGCAGAAGCAAGCCAGAAGCUUAAAGAGGAGUUAUCUGAAGUAGAAACAAAGUACCAGCAUCUCAAGGCAGAAUGUAAACAGCUCCAGCAGCAGAGGGAGGAAAAAGAGCAGCAUGGCCUGCAGCUCCAAAGUGAGCUCAGUCAGUUGCACAGUAAACUCCUAGAAACAGAGCGGCAGCUGGGGGAAGCACACGGGCGGCUCAAGGAACAGAGGCAGCUGUCCAGUGAGAAACUGAUGGACAGAGAGCAGCAGGUGGCUGACCUACAGCUAAAGCUUUCUCGUGCUGAAGAGCAGCUAAAGGAAAAAGCAGCAAAUUCCACAGAAUUGCAACAUCAAUUAGAAAAGGCAAAGCAGCAGCACCAGGAGCAGCAGACCCUUCAGCAAAAUACAACAGCAAAACUACGAGAAGCCCAGAAUGAUCUGGAGCAAGUACUACGACAAAUUGGAGAUAAGGACCAAAAAAUUCAAAAUCUUGAGGCUUUGCUUCAAAAAAGUAAGGACAACAUCUCUCUGCUAGAAAAGGAAAGAGAGGACUUAUAUGCAAAAAUUCAAGCUGGUGAAGGAGAAACUGCAGUUCUUAACCAGCUACAAGAGAAAAACCAUGCAUUACAAAUACAGGUAACUCAGCUGACAGAAAAGCUGAAAAAUCAAUCAGAAAGUCAUAAACAAGCCCAAGAGAAUUUGCAUGAACAAGUGCAAGAACAAAAGGCACACCUAAGAGCUGCUCAAGAUCGUGUGCUUUCCCUAGAAACAAACAUCACUGAACUAACCAGUCAGUUAAAUGAAAGUAAAGAGAAAGUGUCACAACUUGAUGUGCAGGUAAAAGCAAAGACUGAAUUGCUACUUUCAGCAGAAGCAUCAAAAGCUGCUCAGAGAGCAGAUCUACAGAACCAUCUGGACACUGCCCAGAAUGCUCUGCAAGAUAAACAACAGGAGUUAAAUAAGGUCAGUGCUCAGUUGGAUCAGGUUACAGCUAAGCUGAAUGACAAGCAGGAGUACUGUACUCAGCUGGAAGCCAAUCUUAAAGAGUACAAAGAAAAAUGCCUUUCUUUAGAACAGAAAACUGAAGAACUAGAGGCACAGCUUAAGAAACUUGAAGGUGACAUUCUUGAUGCUAGAGCAAGUAAAGACCAAGCUCUUCAGGAGUUACAACAACAGCAACAUCAGAACAAAGAAUUAGAUCUCCGGACAGCAGAACUGAGUAAACAACUUGAAGCAGCAAGAGAAGCGAUGUCUAAUGCUCAGCUGGAUUUGCAGAAGAAAUCUGAGGCCCUUGACCAAGCAAAUCAACAAAUUAAAAAGCAGGAGGCAGAAAAGGCCAGUCUCAAACAAAACCUUGAGAAAUCAAAUCAAGAUACAAGUAAACAGCUCAAGGAACUUGAUUGUAAAAUGCAAGCAGCCACAUCAGAGCUGCAACAAGUGAAGUUAGAGAAGGACACUCUAUUAAAGGACCUUACAGAUACCAAAGAUAAGCUCUCAAAAAGCUCUGAAUCCUUCAAAAAAAGAAAGGAGGAAUUAGAAAACGAAAUUAAAAAAGGAAAAGCAGCUAUGGCAGAAAUGGAAAAAUCUUGCCAAGAGUUAAAACACCAACUUCAGAUACAAACAGAGUCUGUAGCUAAAGAGAGGAAUGAAUUGAAAAACUCCCUGGAGAAAAAAGAGGUGAUUUCUAAGCAGUUGUCUGUAGACCUUGAUUCAGCAAGAGCACAAGUGCUGGAAAUCCAGGGUCUUCUGAAGGAUAAAGAAAAAAGUGAGCAACAUCUCCAGGGAAAGCUGAGAGAGUUAAAAGAAUCUUUUGAGCAGAAGAAAAAACAUAGUGAAACAUUGCAAGCUGAAUUAAAAAGUGCCCUUUUAGAAAAGGCAGAGCUGGAGAAUAAACUACAACAACAGUCCAUUUUGUCAGCACAGGAGCUUAAAGCAGAAAAAGGCAAGCUGGCAGAUUUACAGAAGGCCCAUGAUAAACAUAAAGAAAACAUGGAGAAGCUGCAGCUGGAUCUUUAUGGCAAAGAGUCUGAGCUGCUGGCAACCAGGCAAGACCUUAAGUCCACAGAAGAAAAACUUGCUCUAGCUCAAGAAGAAUUAGUUUCCAGCAGGAAUCGAAUUGCUAGCAGUAAUCAACAAAUUCAGGAGCUGAAGAAAGCUCAGUCUGCACUGGAGCAGGAUGCAUCAAAGAAAGAACAGCAGCUGGGUGAGAAGACCAAAAUGCUGCAAGAUCUUCAGAAUGACAGGAUUUUGAAAGAAAAAGAUUUGGCUAAUGAAAAAUGUAAAACGGCAGAGCUCCAGGAAAUAAGGAACAGACUCGAAAAAGAAAGUGCCAAGCUGGGUGAAGAGCUUAAAGCCUGCAAGCAAGAAUUUGAGAAGGAGGUGACGAAUCUCAAGGAUGGAAACCAACUAUUGAUUCAACAGAAAUUAGAACUGCAGGGCAAAAUAGAUAAUGUAAAUUCAACUCUGGAACAGGAGAAACAAAAACAUCAAGCUGUCAAAGAUCAGCUGAAAAAGAGAGAAGAGGAGCUGAAGAAAGAAUGUGCUGAAAUUGAAGCCAAACUGCACACAGAGAAAAAAGACAAAGAAGAAGAAAAACGGAAACAUGAGGAAAAAGAGACCAAGCUCACCAUGCAGGUGACAGCCCUGAAUGAAAACCUGGCUACCAUGAAGAAAGAGUGGCAAAGCAGUCAAAGACGAGUGAGUGAGCUGGAGAAGCAGACAGAUGAUUUACGUGGGGACAAUGCUGUCCUGGAAGCAACAGUCCAGAAUAAUCAGGAUGAGAGAAGAGCAUUGCUGGAGAGGUGUAUAAAAAGUGAGGGAGAAAUUGAAAAGCUUCAGGCCAAACUUGUAGAAAUGAAGAAAAAGUUGGACAAUACAACGGCUGCAAUGCAGGAACUUGGCCGAGAAAACCAGUCAUUGCAGAUCAAACACACACAAGCUCUCAACAGGAAGUGGGCAGAAGACAAUGAGGUACAGAAUUGUAUGGCCUGUGGAAAAGGCUUUUCGGUGACAGUAAGAAGGCAUCACUGUAGACAGUGUGGAAAUAUCUUUUGUGCUGAGUGCUCAGCAAAGAAUGCCUUAACUCCUUCUUCCAAGAAGCCUGUCCGAGUCUGCGACACUUGCUUUAAUGACUUGCAAGGAUAACUGGCUAUCGUGAGUGACAAAGAAAUGUUACACUAAAAUUUACUAUUUCUGUUGAUGCACUUCAUUCAGCACUCAGACUACUAUUCAGUUUGGACAAUGAUUGUAACACUUGGCAAAAUCUAGUAUAUUUUAAAAUGUUUAUUGAUACCAAGCAAAACUAUUGUAUUUUUUCGUGAGACAUGGGCUCAGAUCAUUCAUAGCUUACUGACAUUCAUCAUGGAAAGAGCUUUUAUGUCUAGAUUAGAAAUAUCCAGUUAUUUGUAAAUAAAGUUUAAACAGAGGAGUAACAAUGUAUUUUUUUAUCUUUUAUUUUUUUGUUCAAGAGAAACGGCAUUUAUGUGAUAUUGGAAUUUAUUCUUGUUUCCUUCAAAGAAAAAGGAAGAUGCAAAAACUUGUGAGGAUUUUAUGUAUCAAAUGUUGCUGUAAAAACAUAACUAAUUGUUGCAUUUGAUUGUGUAUCUGAUGGUCUUUACAAUCCCCUGUGAUAUGUUUUUUUUUUCUCUCUCUGGUUCUUGUUUUUCUUUCUGAAGUUUGAACUCCACAAUGAGGGUAAUUGCUGGACUCAACUUCAACUCAGUUUAUUUGCCCACUUGUAUUAUUAGCACCCAAGUCCUUAUCUAAUACAGCACUUGGGUGCUGGAACACCUUUACAUGUGCUCUAUUGCAUAGUUGGUGCGUGAGUGCAUCUGUCUUUCUGAGAGAGUUAUGUGUGAACAAGUGAUGAGACAAAGUUUAUCUGGCAUUGUAGCAAUAUUAUAUUAUGUAUUACAAUAUUUCAUCCCAUAGUGAUUGAUUUCACUUUUACAAAUUUGGUUGACACAUUUUAAUAUUCAAGAAACUCUUACAUCAUGUUUUUUUGCAUUAAAAAGCAAACAAACAAUGCUGGUAGAAGCCUGUAGCACAUCUCUGCCCCUGCCCAUACCCUGGAAGCAUUGAGAGAUCACUGCUGUUCUAAGGGACAUCCAGACCUUCCAAGCCAGGCAUCCAACUGAGAAAAAGUAUUUUUUGAGACAGCUGUAGUUUUUCUGGCCUUUUCUUCUGUCCCUUCCUCAGCUUUUGGUGGAAGAAGUUGAACUCUUGUAACACCUAACAAACAUCACUUUUCCAUUACUCCAUCUGACCCCCAUUACCAGGGGCUCUGAAGUGUUAUGUUAGUUGGGUGAUUUAGUCUGCUUAGAAUGGAAAACUGGCUUUGUUAUGAGCCAAAUAGUUCUAACAAAGAGGCCAAUAUGUAUGACAAUAAAUAUUUAUUCAUGCUUUCUGUACUGGGAACAGAAGUUUCUUGUACACUUCGUGCAGGCUCCAUACUUCUUUUUUGUUGUGAUUUUGUUUGCACCUCUUCAUUUUUGCUUGCCUGUCUCUAAUUUUUCCUCCCUUUGUGUCUGGUAUUUCAAAACCCUUAAGAUUAUAUUUUCUAAGCAGGGGUUAUGCCUUCCAAUAUUUAGGAAUUUUUUUUUUGUCUUAAAUACCCUAAUAAAUUCUCUACCCCUCAAAUGCUUCAGUAUCUUACCAAUUUUUGCCAGCUGUUCAAAG